AUGUCGGCGGCUGUUGUAGUUGCUGUUCUCCUGGCCCUGUUCUCCUAUGCCGAAGCAGGCUUUUGUUGCCCGAAUAGUCUAAGCCAAAGUGACAGCGCGAGGCAGAUUUUCCUCGAUUUUCACAAUGAUGUUCGUCGAAAUAUAGCACUUGGAAAGGACUGGGAUUGUAACUUGGAAGAAGUAGCAGCACAGCAGAUUGCGCCAUGCAAUGAUCCCCUACCGAUAAAUACCAGCCUGGCUCAAAAUAUCGCUAGAUGGCUGUACUUCAAAGACAGUGAAGAAGAGACAGUUCUGCAACAAGUAUCGUGGUAUUGGGUGAGCGCAUCGCUGGGAUUUAUGAAAGGCACGAAACUUGACCAAUUUGCUAACCAGUGGGCUGAACCUCUAGCAAACAUUGCAAACUAUAGAAACCGAAAGGUUGGAUGUGCCUAUAAGAUCUGCCCCGCUCAGCAAAACAUGGUAGUAUCCUGCGUGUAUGGAAGCCCCAAACUUGCACCGAACGAAGUUAUCUGGCAGGAAGGAAAGACUUGUGUGUGCGACGCUCGUCCAGAUUCAUUCUGCUGCGACAACCUGUGUGACACGCGAGAUGCUGCGAGUGUUCGCCACCAGUGUUGCGCAUCGCCAUGA
This is a messenger RNA of Ostertagia ostertagi, 627 nucleotides long. Lineage: Eukaryota; Metazoa; Nematoda; Chromadorea; Rhabditida; Trichostrongylidae. The record is from the annotation of a GenBank genome assembly.